AUGACCGAUGUGCCUGCGUUGCUCAUUGGAAUCGCCUUUCUAGCUGACGCUAAGCCUCACCACCGCCGACGAUUUCUCAAACAAGCCAUCAGUCAGCUGCCGGAAGAGACACGAAGCAAGUUGUACAGCCUUCACCGAAGCUCAGCAGGGCACGAGGUGGAUGCAAUGUUGGGGCCCAACUCGCACACCGUGACGGUCGCAGGGGAAGAUGUCCAUGUUGGGCUGUUUGCGGAGGUUGCGAGAAUAAAUCACUCGUGUCGGCCGAACGUAUACUUCAGGUUCUCGGAACGCAGAUUGACUAUGGAGGUCGUUGCUUACCAUGCCAUCGAGCCAGGGGAAGAAAUUGUCAUGAGCUGUAAACCCCCCGCUGAAGUGCGGCGAAAGUAUUUGAAGGAUCAUUGGGGCUUCGAUUGUGCAUGUUCGUUGUGCCGCGGGCCCCAGACGGCUGUCGACGAGUCUGAGAGCUGGAGACGGAAGAUCAAGAGUCUUAAAGGAACAAUUGCGAGCGCAAAAGCUGAAGGCUUCUACCGAGAUGCCAUUGCCAUGACCAAAGAGUGGCUCAUGUUUGCGGAAUGGGACCGACAGCCGCCGUUCAUGCCCGAGUAUUAUAGCGAGCUUGCUGAGCUGUAUUUCCUAAUGGGGGACACAGUUAACGCUACUCGGUAUGCGCGAAUGUCUCUGGAUGGCUGGGCAAGGUUUGGAAGCGUGGACGACGAGCAGGUGGAGAAGGCGAGAUUAUUUCUCCACCGUCUUGAGCAAUGA
Molecule: messenger RNA, 762 nt
Organism: Thermothielavioides terrestris NRRL 8126
Lineage: Eukaryota; Fungi; Ascomycota; Sordariomycetes; Sordariales; Chaetomiaceae
Exons: 4
Coding region: 1-762 (253 amino acids)
Molecular function (GO): protein binding
Source: RefSeq, a predicted model, not a curated record